Molecule: messenger RNA, 2375 nt
Organism: Anolis carolinensis (green anole)
Lineage: Eukaryota; Metazoa; Chordata; Lepidosauria; Squamata; Anolidae
Product: centrosome-associated protein 350
Exons: 10
Coding region: 3-2240 (745 amino acids)
Biological process (GO): microtubule anchoring
Cellular component (GO): centrosome
Molecular function (GO): microtubule binding
Source: RefSeq, a predicted model, not a curated record
CAAUGGAAGGUGUCUUUCAGGCCUGCGAGAGAAGGGCCUUUCCUAUGGAGAAGAAGACAUCUCCGAGGAGGAGGACGGCUCCGUCACGUUGUCAGCUGGAGAACCUCAAGGGAAACUCUCCUUCGGACAAGUCCUUGCAGGAUCUCAAGGAGAAGAUCCGUUGGCAGAAGCAGCGCUGGCUCUCCAAGGCCCCGAAAGAUGACAAUGUUGUUUGUUUCAUGGAGAAAAGCCCAUCCGAAAAGCCACUCAAGAGGAAGGUCGGCAAAGUGGCUUCUCCGGAGGGAAGAGGUGAAGCCAGUGGAGGAAGGACAGGCAAGAAGAAGCGGUCCCAGGUCAACAGGUCUCCUCCACAGAAGGAGAAAGCCAUCCGUUUAUAUGGUGUCUCUGCCUGGAGGGAAGGUCAGAAACUCGUCAGGAAAAUCCUGGGCCCUCCUGUUAAAUAUCCAAAGCCGAAGGCUGGAUCGGAAUGGGAAACAACGAAAACCAUUACAGAAUUUGUCAAGGAAGAGCAAAAUCUUAAAAGAAGUUUUCAAGCUGGGCAGAAAGGAGAAGCCAUAAGCUCAAACCAGACGCUAAAUUCAGAGAGUCUUCAUGGGUCAAAGAAUGGCAGUAUGAAGUCCCUAAAAGAUCCAGAUCUGGAGAAAAGACCCGUAAAUAAAGAAAAUGCGAGUCCUCGGUGUCGUCCCACCAGUAAAGGACACUCAACUGACCACAAUGGAUGGAUGAGCCGCUCUUCCCAGCAAAGUGACUCUCCCAGAAACGAAGCCACUGAAAACUAUAAAAGGCAGAAGGGACGCUACAGCCCUGAAGAGCUGCGUGAGUUUAUGAAUCAAAAGAUGGUCGAGAGGAAAAGGAGGUCCCAGGAAGAGAAGGCGGCGUUGGAGCGAGCCCUUGAGGCAAGAAAGAAGAGGCUUCAGGAAGUGGAUCGGAAACACAAGGAAGCUUUCCAAAAGCCAAGGAAGAGGAUGGAGGCCCAGAGGUUUGGGGCAGCUUCUGCAAUGGACGGCAAGGGUCUUCGAGGCCUGAGCGAAGCACACAGCAAGCAUCCACCAUCUGAAGUAAUGGAGAGAGUCGGCCAAGUGUCCUGCGCUCUGCUCCAAAAUGAGUCCGAAUUCAGGUCGAGCAUCAACAACUAUUCAAUAGGAAAGAUCCCCAGUGUCUUGAAGAUGACGACGGAUUCUCCUGGAAACGGCAGUCCUCUGAAACGGGGUGAUUUGGAUGUCCCUUCCUUUCUCAGUCCCGGAGAUUCAGGAAGCCCCGUUGGGUCCAAAAGGACAGAGAAUGCAAGCUUUUCGCCCCGUCGAAGCAAAGGAGACAGAGUGAGGGCCAUCCACAUCCUCGCGAGAGACCUCAGCGAGAGGCUCGAGAGAGAAACGGAAAGGUUUCGGGUCCGGAACAGGCCAACGGGUCCAGAAGACCAAAGAUGGGCUCCGUCUGAGAUGCCUUCAAAGGCUUUCGUUCCUCCAAGGGUCUCUUGGGAUCCAAGCCAGUUGUUCUAUCUUUCAACAAAAGCCCAAGAACGUGGAGAGAGAAGGUCCCUUGAAGAUGGUUGUCAAGCCCAUGCCUUUGUACCGACAUCUGACGAAGUCCAUGAUACAUCUCAUCUGAAAGUCAAACAAAGCAUGGUUGAUACGGGAGGAUUUUUGCAACAUUGCCCUUCUCUUUCCAUCCAAAGUUGUGCCGGGAAGGAAAGAAGAUUUUUAUUGGGAGACGCAAGAACCGAGCAUUUCAUGCCAUAUUCGGGGAGGUCCCUUAUUGGUUCAUCGAGUGGUUGUCAGGCUCAAACUGGUCACCAUCAAAACAUGGAGAUGGAAGAAGGCAGCGUCAAGCAACCAGAACUUCAACCAGGACAUUGUGGUGAUAUCUUCCUUCACCGGCGUCUGUCUUUCCCUUCUGCCAAGAUCCCUCUUAAGAAAGCGGAGGAUGAAGUGUGUGAUGGGAGAGAUCCAGUGGAUCCCACCAGCCAGUGGAGCGACAUGAGCCAGUUCUACGGCGGCUCCGACACCUUUUGGCGCUUUGGCUUGAAGAUGGUGGAGCAGUAUCUGCGGGAAGAGGAGCUGCGAGGCCGGCACCAGAGCGCUCUCUUCAGGCUGAGAGAAAAGGCCCUCCGGGAGAAAGCCAGGGCCGAACUGGCUUGGCUGGAACACGAGGAAAGGCGAGGAAGAGUUCGGGCCUCCCUUCGGUUUGCCGUCAUGUCCCCUUCCUUCUCUGAGCCUUCUCUUCAAGUUAAACAAAUCUAGUUCUGUAAGCAGCUUUAGCUGCUAGUCUCCUUUCAGAUACAGGGAGCCCUCAAGUAAUGAACAAGAGAGGUUCUGUAGGUUUGUUCUUAAGCUGAAUUUGUUUGUAAGUCGUAACAGGGACAUUUAUUAUGUGUA